GUUAGUAAACAAGUUUUUUUUAAAAGUCCGAUUUAAAGCCUCAAAAUAUAUAAAAAUAUGUGACCUUUUUUUCGAAAUCUAAUCAAUUGGAAUUUCGCGUAUGAGCUAUAAAAAGGUGAUAAAGCUUUAACACUCACCUAUAAGAAAUGUUGGGCGUUUCACGUGUAGCUAACUGAGUAAUCGCCACUUUUAUUCAGUUCUCUACAAGAACCUCUAACGAAUAGGUUCAACAAUGAGUGCAUCAAUUCUUAUAUUAUUUUGCUUACUUUUUCAACUUGGUGAUUUUUCGCAAAAAGAAUUUUUAGGCUGCUACGAAGACAACUACACCAUUAAAUUAAAAAUUUCUACAGAAAUUUACUCAGAACAAGAUUGCGUGGAGAAUUGUUACAAAGAAUAUUAUCCUUACGCGUUAUUUAGGGUGCUAAAUAAUUGCGCCUGUUCUCAUUUCAUUGGCGAAAUUAAGAAUGAAACUCAUUGUGAAGAAUUUUGUCCCAAUUGUGAAAUUAAAAAUCAAAUUCGAAAUGUUUAUUUCACAGGAUUUAAAGUUUUGGGACCCCCAACGAAUUUAAUGAUAUCAAAUGUAACAGAAUCUCAACUACAUAUUUCUUGGAACCCUCCAGAUGCAGCAAAAGCUUUGUAUAGUUACACAGUAAGUGCAAAAGUUAUUCAAACAUAUGCAUCGGUCCCCCCGAGAGAUUUGAGUUGGAACUUUUCGAACGAUACUUUUAACAAUGACUUAAGUAGCUUGCACCCUGCCACACAUUACAAUGUCUCAGUGUGGGCUAAAAAUCACCAAGGCCCAGGAAUAGCUGCUUAUCAAAUAGUUGAGACAAAAAUUGGAUUCCCAAGUCAUAACCCGGAGACCCCAGAAAUCUUAUUCCGGGAAAAAAAUUUUAUGAAGAUUAAAAUUAAACCGGUGAGGAACGAUAACGGCCCGAUUUCUUCGUAUUUGAUUAUUGUUUCCAAUCGGAGUUCAUUACAAACGGUUGAUACACGCUAUUUAAUGACUGUAACUCAAGCUCUUAAUAGCAGUUUAACUUAUUAUGUUACAGCUGAGUUUUUACCUGAGCAACUAAAUGAAACAUUCAUGAUCGGAGAUGGAAACGUUUACGGUGAAUAUUACAACGCCCCUUUAUCUCCAUCAACAUCUUAUGAUAUUUUAUUGGGUAUUAAGAGUAAAAAAGAUGAGGUUGAAACGUCAGCUUUCAGUUCGUUGUCAGUUGAAACGAAAUACAUCGGCGAUGAAGAUAGGGGUUUCAUUUCCAACGAGUUACUCAUUGUGUUAAUAUUUCUCGUUUGCUUAGCGCUUGUGAUCGCCUUAAUCAUUUUUGUAGUGAUUAAGCGACGAUUAGUGAACGAUUAUCGAAGACACUCGAAUGAAAUACAAGAAUUACGAGUGCGUAGUCAAGUGAUAAACGUUGAAAAUCACGGUUAUGUUGCAGAAGAACACCCCGAUUAUGUAAAUCAUUACGAAGAAUUACGUAAACAAGUUUGGAUGAUUCCCCACCAAUCAUUAAAAAUUGAUUACACCAAAAUUUUGGGUCAAGGAAAAUUUGGCUACGUUUACAAAGCAACUUUGGAAAAGGAUAUGAGAUAUAGGGAUGUUGUCGUUUAUAGUAUUGCAGAUAAAACGUUGACGCAAAAGGAAAAGGCAGAGAUGUUAAAGAAUUUGGGGAUUCUCAUUAGAGUGGGAGAACAUAAAAAUAUAUUGCAUUUUAUCGGAACUUGCGAAAAUUUAGAUAGCAUUUCCGUUACUAUGGAAUAUAAUGAGCUCACUUUAAAAGAAUUUCUUUUAAUGUCUCGUGUACGAAGAGAUCAAUCUUAUACUAAUUUAGAAGAAUCGGUGGCUUUAAAUAUUUGUCAUAGUAUUACUAAAGGAUUACAUUUUUUGCAUGCACAAAAUAUAAUUCAUAAACAACUUUGCGCAAGACAUAUCGUUAUGAUAAACCGAACAAUUCCAAAGAUAUCAGGUUUUGGUUUAGCGACUUAUUACAAAGAUGGAAGAACCGUGAAUUGUACAAGAUGGACGGCUAGAGAGGUAUUAAAUGGUGACAAAUACUCAGUUAAAAGCGAUAUUUGGUCUAUGGCUUGUUUAAUAUGGGAGAUAUGUUCUUUGGGGGCAACUCCAUAUGGUUCACUCACGAAUACAGAAGUAGCUGAAAAAGUUUUAAGAGGACACACUUUACCGAGACUAGGUUGUAUGGACACCGAAUUUUAUCAAACGCUUUUGAAUUGUUGGCAAUUAAGUAGUGAUGAAAGGCCGUAUGUUAACGCAUUGGAGGAGUCUAUUGAGCAGUUUUUGGGAGAUCCGACGGUUUUUCUUGCGUUUUCUUUGUGUUCAGAUGGAAGUCACGUCUACGAACUAUUUAAUUUUGAACUGGAAUUGAAUCCUCCAAUGAUGUAAAUUUAGUUUAGCGACGCGAUACAAAAUAGUUGUUUUUGAUAAAGGACUUAAUUAAUUACGAGGUGCUCCUAAAAAUUUUUUAAAAAAUUCUUAUCGAACAUCUUUUAAAAUGAAAUCACUUCCGUCCAAAAUAUACAUUCCGCCAACUUUAAUACAAAUAACUAUUUUAGUAUCCGUAAAAUUAAUUUUUACCUUUUUUUUUACUUAGCGAUUGAGAAUAUCGCAAAUGUUAUUGUGUAUGUUAUUAAAAUGAUAAUAAAAGGGGUUAUUAAAAGA
Onthophagus taurus is the source of this 2680-nucleotide messenger RNA. RefSeq names its product tyrosine-protein kinase Wsck (gene Wsck). Lineage: Eukaryota; Metazoa; Arthropoda; Insecta; Coleoptera; Scarabaeidae. Gene Ontology annotation, molecular function: ATP binding; protein binding; transmembrane receptor protein tyrosine kinase activity. The record is from RefSeq and is a predicted model, not a curated record. Gene Ontology annotation, cellular component: signaling receptor complex; plasma membrane. Gene Ontology annotation, biological process: positive regulation of kinase activity; multicellular organism development; protein phosphorylation.